Rhagoletis pomonella (apple maggot) is the source of this 1628-nucleotide messenger RNA. RefSeq names its product protein ALP1-like. The record is from RefSeq and is a predicted model, not a curated record. The coding region runs from base 1 to 1059 and encodes 352 amino acids. NCBI's taxonomy places the organism in Eukaryota, Metazoa, Arthropoda, Insecta, Diptera, Tephritidae. The transcript is spliced from 4 exons.
AUGUCACGUUUUAUAAUGGUGAUUUUGACGAAUGCAGACUCUAUAGCGAUAAAGAUAUGGCGCGCAGAGCAAAAUCCAGAAACUGUGAAAGAUGUUGUCGAAUGUCUCGUCGACCCCCAAUUGGAGUUGAAACACGGUAUCGGUAAUGCUUUUGUAAGUAUUAAUAUUAGUGUUCUAGAUUCAGGAAGGUAUUUAGCUCAAGGAUUUAAUGUACAAGUUCUGGCUUGGGCGUAUAAGCUUGGCAUUUCAACUGUGCGAAAAAUAAUUUAUGAAACAUAUGAUGCACUGUGGGUUGAGCUCGGUUCUAUUUACGUUUCUCCACCAAAUGUCACAGAACUGCGGAAAAUUGCUGAUGAUUUUUUCAUAAAAACUGGAAUGCCAAAUUGCGUGGGAGCAAUUGAUGGCAAGCAUAUUAAUAUGUUCCGUCCAAGAAAAAGUGGCUCACUUUAUUUUAAUUAUAAAAAACGGUUUAGCAUCACACUAUUAGCGGCUUGUGAUGCCAACUAUGUGUUCACCUAUGUUGACGUUGGAUCAUUUGGUUCUCAAAGCGAUGGCGGUAUAUUUAGUAGAACCGCCUUUGGUAAAAAAAUUUUAGACGGAACCUUGGAAGUGCCACCGGACCGACCUUUACCUCAUACUUCAAUCAACUUUCCCUAUUACUUUGUGGCUGAUAAUGCCUUUCCCCUAAAAAAAAAUUUAAUGCGACCUUUUCCUGGCCAUUUCUUAUCCCCGGAUAAAACAGCAUUUAACAAAGCUUUAUCAAAAGCUCGUGUACAUAUCGAAAAUGCAUUUGGCAUUCUAGCAAAUCGAUGGCGAGUCCUUCAUACAAACAUUCAUGCCAAUCCAGAGAACGCUGACAAAGUUGUGUUAGCUACUAUAGUACUGCAUAAUUUCUUAAUGCUGCAUAGAGACAAUAGUUAUAUUACCAAUGCUCACAGAGAUCACGAUGAUCAAAAUUCCCUUCAAAGCAUUUCCAACACAGUUUCAAAUCGGUCCUCUACAUCAGCAUUCGAGCUCCGAAAUAUUUUAAAAGAUUUCAUAUACCCGCAACUAAACUAAUUAACUAAUAUAUCACAUUUACUCGGUUUACUAUGGACAUUUUAAUGGAUUUCGGUUGAAAAAUGGAGACAAGAUAGCAGCAUGCGUAAAGAUAUUGUAAUUACAUGGUUUCCUCUUGGCGGUGAUAUUCGAAAAAUUGCAACAACCUGGCAAGAUCAAACAACGCAAAAAGACUGGACAAAAAAAUAGUGAUAAUAAGAAAAACUUAGUGAUUUAAGAAAUUAAAAAAAAAGAAAAUACAGUUUGAAGGAAAAUUUUACUUUAAAAGCCUUGCCAAUAUUUAAUAAAAAUCACCAUGCACUCAGGUUUGCUUCCCACUGUAUGAUUUUAAUAAGAGGUUCAAAAAGAACUUAAAAAAAACAAAUAUGUACAUACAUUAAAUUAAAUUAAAAACAACUUUGUUAUUUAAUUUCUAGUUGAUAAAAACCUGUACUUGGAUAUUUAAUCGCUUUGAUUUCUUGGAGUUCGAAAAUACUAAAGUUGUUAUAAAAAUUCUGUUCGUCUUUUUUUGUAUUUUAUAAAUUUUAGUCCUGUGCCUUGUUUAAAUACAACCUUUUUAAAAAAUAAUA